AUGAAUAGUGCGAGUUCUAUGAAUCUCAAAUUUAUGCAAGAACUGGAGAGCAGCCCAGAGUUUGCUUGCCUGCGGCCACUCUUUGGUUGGCUGCACUCCUACUUUCGAACUUGCCCGGAUUUCCUCAAGCCAUGUAUCUUCUAUCUGUCAAUUUUUCCUCGAGAUCACAGCAUCCGGAGAAGGCGUUUGGUGAGACGGUGGAUUGCAGAGGGCUAUGCCAGGGACACUGACAAAAUGUUUGCGGAGGAGAGUGGGGAGCAGUUCUUCUGUGGGCUCCUCGAUCUGAGCAUAAUAAUGCAGAAACCACAUUCAGUCACCACCGCAUUCAGCGACAGAAGAAUGACCUUGUGCCAAGUCAACAGUUUUGUCCGAGAGUAUAUCAUAUCACGUCAAAUGGAAGAGAACCUUGUCUUCGAACUGGGAAGCAGUUGCACCCUAACCUCUCAACGCACAGGGCGUCACCUCAUCAUAAUGGAAAGCUGGGACAGAGACAUAAUUGUGUUUGAGAGCAUUGACUUCUCACGGCUACGGUCUUUGACAGUGUUUGGAGAAUGGAGGUCAUUCUUCAUCUCUGAUAGGAUGAGGUUACUUCGGGUUCUCGAUCUUGAGGAUGCAUCCGGUUUAAAAGAUGAAGAUCUCAAACAAAUGAUGAAGCUGCUUUGUCGCCUCAAGUAUCUUUCCCUACGAAGAUGCACUGAGAUCUGUAGGCUGCCGAAUUCAUUGGGUUGUUCGAGGCAGCUUGAGACUCUGGAUGUCAGACAUACAUCCAUAGCAACCAUGCCAACAACCAUCACCAAGCUAAAGAAACUGCAGUACCUUCGUGCUAGUACCACAAAACCAACUGAGGAACAACCAAUACCCGAUGCUGCUGGUACAACCAAACCAACAAAGAAACAACCAACCCCACAUACCUCUGUAUCAUGGACAUCAUCUUUGUUCAGCAGACGUCGACAACUAGAGUGUGUUGAGGUUCCUACUGGGAUAGAGAGAAUGACUGCAUUGCUCACCAUCGGUGUUGUUAAUGUCGAUUCUGCUCGGGGGAGGGCCAUCUUGAAAGAGUUCAGGAAGCUCACCCAAUUGCACAAGCUUGGAGUGUCUGGAAUCAGUAAGAACAACAGCAAAGAUUUCUGUGUGGCCAUCUCAAGUCAUGCGCAUUUAGAAUCCUUAUCAGUUAGGCUCAAGGACAAUCAGGACUGCUUGUAUGUCACCCCAGAUGGCUAUCUUCCCCCCCAGAACCUACAGAGCUUUAAACUGUAUGGCCUUGCAGACAAGUUUCCAGAGUGGAUCAAUCAGCUUGACAAUCUCAGGAAGUUAGUUUUGGAGAUGACUAUAUUAACCGAAGACCAACCGCGUUCGGCUGUGGACUCAGGGAUCUUAAAGUAUCUAUUCUACGUCUCAUUGCCAAGCAGCUUCCUGAUGCAAUUACGCUGCUAUGAAACAGUGAAGGUACUCGAGAUUUCUUGCAGCUCCAGCUUAGAUGUGACUUUUGGAUCACAAGCACUGCACAAUCUUGAGCUGUUGAAAGUUUCCUGUUGUAGUGGUUCAGGGUCGGUAAUGAAGUUCUCUGGGCUAGAAAAACUGUCUGAAUAUGAACUCAAGGAAGUCCAGAUUAAGGGUUCCCAUGAUGACAAACUCAAAAAAGAUGUGGAGGAACAACUUGCCAGGCAUCAAAAGAAACCUGUUUUGAAGAUGGAAUAA
Molecule: messenger RNA, 1698 nt
Organism: Miscanthus lutarioriparius
Lineage: Eukaryota; Viridiplantae; Streptophyta; Magnoliopsida; Poales; Poaceae
Source: the annotation of a GenBank genome assembly